GUGCCAGGAGGUGGCACGGCGGCGGGCUCAGGUGAGAGCCCCUCUGGCCGGUCUGGUGGCAUUCCGUGCUGGAGCCCUUUGGGGGUGACACCUGGAUUCGCCCCGUGCCUGGGUGCAUCCCCGUGAGAACUAGCUCGGGACCAGGAGAAGACCCCAGAUUUGGGGUGACAGCGAGGGCAGCAAGCGGCAAAAUGGAAUCCUUCUCCUUCAAUGGGGAUUUAUCCAGCUUCUUCUCCUUCUACAACUACACCUAUGACUACAGCACGGCCAUGCCCGACACUGCUAUCUCCUCUGCCCCGUGCCGGCCUGAGACCUCUGUUCUCAACAAGUACCUGGUGGUGGUGAUCUACUGCCUUGUCUUCAUCCUCAGUGUGGUGGGGAAUGGGCUGGUGGUGCUGGUGGUGAACUCCAGCCACACCAGCCGCUCCGUCACUGACAUCUACUUGCUCAACCUGGCUGUGGCAGACCUGCUCUUUGCCUUCAGCCUGCCACUCUGGGCUGCCUAUCGAGCCCAUGAGUGGGUCUUUGGCACCGUGAUGUGCAAAGCCAUCUCCGUGCUGCAGGAGGCCAACUUCUACAGCGGCAUCCUGCUGCUGGCCUGCAUUAGCGUGGACCGCUAUCUGGCCAUUGUCUAUGCCACCCGGGCUGCCACCGAGAAGAGGCACUGGGUUAAGUUUGUCUGCUUGGGCAUCUGGAUCUUCUCCAUGCUGCUUUCCCUGCCUGUGCUGCUCUUCCGUGAGGCUUUCCCUUCUCCCAGCAACGGCACUGUGUGUUAUGAGCGCAUUGGCAACGAGGACACAAACAAGUGGCGGGUGGUGCUGCGGGUCCUGCCACAGACCUUCGGCUUCGCCCUGCCCCUCCUGGUGAUGCUCUUCUGCUAUGGUGUCACCAUCCACACCCUCCUGCAGACCAAGAAUGCCCAGAAGCAGCGGGCCAUGAAGGUCAUCUUUGCCGUGGUGCUGGUCUUCCUCAUCUGCUGGCUGCCUUACAACAUCACGCUGGUGAGCGACACCCUCAUGAGGACACGGGCCAUCACCGAGACCUGUGAGAGGAGGAACCGCAUCGACACAGCCCUCUCCGUCACGCAGGUCCUGGGCUUCGCCCACAGCUGUAUUAACCCCAUUAUCUACGCCUUUAUCGGGCAGAAGUUUCGCAACAGCUUCCUCAAGAUCUUGGCACAGCGUGGGCUCAUCAGCAAGGACGCUGUGGCCCGCUACGGCCGCACCUCAUAUGCUUCCACCUCUGGCAACACCUCCACCACCCUCUGAGCGCUGCUGGGACCCGACCCUCGCGACUCCCAGCAGGUCCCAGCACCUCACACCCACCAGCAUUCUCUACCAGGCCCCUAGGAUGCAGGUGGCAAUGCCUUGGGGAUGGGCAGGGCCACCGCUGGAUGCUGGACCCCGGCUGGAAGGGGGCUUUGGCAGUGAGGCAGUAGGACCCCCUUGCCAGGGGAGUGAUGCCGAGCACUGCCCACUGUCCCCGCUCUUUGGGGCAGAGCCUGUGACUUCUGGGGCUCUGCUCCCCUGCUGUGGGGAUGGUGUUUGUGGCCGAUGGCCAUCCAGCAAUAAAGGAGUUGGCGGGUUGGUUA
Strigops habroptila (Kakapo) is the source of this 1591-nucleotide messenger RNA. Its product is annotated as C-X-C chemokine receptor type 2-like. The coding region runs from base 192 to 1268 and encodes 358 amino acids. Gene Ontology annotation, cellular component: membrane. Lineage: Eukaryota; Metazoa; Chordata; Aves; Psittaciformes; Psittacidae. Gene Ontology annotation, molecular function: C-X-C chemokine receptor activity. Gene Ontology annotation, biological process: neutrophil chemotaxis; G protein-coupled receptor signaling pathway; immune response. The transcript is spliced from 2 exons. The record is from RefSeq and is a predicted model, not a curated record.